AUGGAAUUGGAAUCUCAAAUAUUGAACAAUAAUUUUAACAAUAACAAUAAUCUUUUUUCCGAUAGUAUGCCUUACGAUAUUAUUUCACCUACUUUGGAUCCUAUCACGAAUUGCAAUAAAAAAAACUAUAAUAAGGGACAAAGACAUUCGGAAACUGUGACUACUAAAGAUUCGGAUGCAGAUGUAAAUAGAAAUUCACCUGUAAGUGUUAGAUUCUCCACCAGCAUGAUGCCACCUCCGCCUCACAAAAUCGUCAAUUACAGCUACACUAUCAACAGGUACCAACCGAGAGAUUUCUCGAGUAAAGGUUACGAAAGCGACGAAAGCUGGUCCCCUCCGUCAAAAGAAUCUUCCAUCAGAACAAGAAUCUCGAGUAGAAAUUCAGGAGGUGGUUUUAGUGCGAAGAGAUUGGAUGAGCAAACAGUCGUUAUAGGCAAAUACAGCCACAGUUUUCCAACUGUUUGCUACCAUUCUAAUCUAAAACAUCAGAACAGUAACGCAAAUAAUAACAAUGGCAAUUAUAAAAAUAGGUGCUACACCAACAGCAACAUCAACUCGAACAAUAAAUUCAAUAAUAAUAAUAACAAUAAUAACAAUAAUAAGCGAUCGCAUCGCAAGCAAUCCAGUAAUUACAAGAACGGUCACAAUGUAUCGAAGAAAGUCUACGGCCUAGUCGAGAGGUUCAAGUCCAAAGCUGAGGUAAUGAGAAUCCUGCCGAAUCCUCCGAAUACGACUCUAAAGGGCCCAUUGGGUCAGCUGAACAAGGACAUUUGGCGCUUGUACAAGAGCAAGGCCCAAAACGAAAUUACUUAUGAAAAUAAAAUUAAUUCGUGGAAAAAUAUAUUUUUAUAUCUCAAAGAUUACUUGAGCAAUUAUGGUUUAUACAUGGUAGGUUCUACGAUGUCCGGUUUCGGUUUAAUCAACAGUGAUAUUGAUAUGUGUUUGUUGACGAAAUCUAUCAGUAGCGAUCCUCGUUUAGAUGCCUUACACCACCUCAACGCCGUCAGGCAUUUAUUAAUUAAAAACGAAAUGGCGGACGAUCCGCAACUGAUCCUGGCCAAAGUGCCGAUACUGAAGUUCAAAGAGAAACAGACCGGCUUCGAGAUCGAUUUGAACUGCAACAGUUCGGUGGGCAUCAAGAACACCCAGCUGUUGUACAGCUACUCGCGCCUCGACUGGCGAGUGCGGCCUCUCGUCAUCAUCGUGAAAAUCUGGGCGCAGGAAAACAACAUCAACGACGCCAAAAAGAUGACCGUGUCCAGCUACUCGUGGGUGCUGAUGGUCAUACACUACUUACAAUGUAAACACAGUUUUGUACACUAUGAGGGAUCUUUCCGAAGUUCGGGGAAUAUUCUUGGUGGCGUGGUACCGCCGGUGUUGCCGUGCCUCCACGGGCUGCUGCCGUCGAAGUUCGGCCCGUCGAACGAGCCCUACACGACCAACGUCCAGGAGGAGCUGCCGCUCUUCGAGGACUUCACCUCCGACAAUCGGCUGACGCUGGCCGAGCUGUUCGUCGGCUUCUUCGAGUACUACUCGUCGUUCGACUUCAACCGGUACGCCAUAUCGGUGCGGGCGGGUUGCAGCCUGCCCGUGGAGGAGUGCAGGUUCGCGAGGGCGCCCAAGAACGAUCCGAACCAGUGGAAGUACCUGUGCAUCGAGGAGCCGUUCGAUUACACCAACACGGCGCGGUCCGUGUUCGAUUCGGAGUCGUUCAGGUUGAUCAGGAACGUUAUCGGCGCGUCGUACGAGCGAUUGUCCGGUACUAAGCUGUUGGCGGACGUGCUGCCGCUCGUCGACAAGCGAAUUGUUAGCUGA
This is a messenger RNA of Phyllotreta striolata, 1815 nucleotides long. Lineage: Eukaryota; Metazoa; Arthropoda; Insecta; Coleoptera; Chrysomelidae. The record is from the annotation of a GenBank genome assembly.